AUUUUUGAGAAAUGUGCCCUUUUUUUCUUAUUUUUUGUUGUUGUUGUUGUUGCUGCUGCUGUAAUGUAACAAUCACAGUGGAAGUGAUAAAUAUGUCUCUUUCCUAGCCUCAGUAAUGUUCCUCAUUGGCCAUACUUUUAAAGCACCUCAAGUUAACACACUUGUGCUUAGAAGAGCAGUUUAUUCCUGUGGUGGAAAAUCAAAGCUUUAAUAUAUAUAUAUAUAUACACACACACACACACACACAUAAAUGACGUGGCUGUAUAGAAUCUUUGGAAAUAAAUUGUCUUCCAUUAACAUGUAUCUGGGAAAUUGUAUUUCUAGUGUCUAGGGAUUAUAAAUAAAGUGUUUAUGACGCGCAGGCGUAGUGUUCUAAGCGGAAGUAUUUACAGGAAACCAACAUCUUCUUGUAAAUUAAUGAUUUCUUACUCAACGAUUAAUUUAUACGACAUAACUGAACUAUAAUCACAGUUUUCGUAAACGAACAUGCCAAAGAAUAAAGGUAAGGGAGGUAAAAAUCGGCGACGUGGUAAGAAUGAGAAUGAGUCUGAGAAGAGAGAGCUGGUUUUCAAGGAGGAUGGUCAGGAAUAUGCUCAGGUGAUAAAGAUGCUGGGAAAUGGACGGCUAGAGGCCAUGUGCUUUGACGGUGUCAAACGGCUCUGCCACAUACGAGGAAAGCUCAGGAAAAAGUGGGCUUUAUACAUUUUCUUUACAGCCCAAGUAGUGAACAAAUUCUCAUGUCUCUUUAAGAUUUGGAUCAACACAUCUGACAUCAUUCUUGUUGGUCUUAGAGAUUACCAGGAUAACAAAGCAGAUGUAAUUUUGAAGUACAAUGCGGAUGAGGCCCGCAGUCUUAAAGCCUACGGAGAGCUUCCUGAACAUGCUAAAAUCAAUGAAACUGACACAUUUGGACCUGGAGACGAUGAUGAGAUUCAGUUUGAUGAUAUUGGAGAUGACGAUGAGGACAUUGAUGAUAUCUAAAUCAGAAGUGAGGAGUGCUGGUGGGCUAUAUUGUUUACACUGAGAAGAGACGACACUUCCUUGUUGAGACAAAUUGCCACUUGGGCCUUACUGAUGGCCUGCAUCCUACUGGAGCCUCCCGAGAAACACUCAAAGAGACUUAUUGCUUAUUUAUCGGUUUCUCUCUCACUCCACACAACACUCUCUCUACAAGGCUUCUCUGAGCAUUUGUCUUAUUGUUUUAUAGUAUAUAUAUUUUUUUAUGUAUUUAUAUUGUAUUCCACUGUAUGUGGUGUAAUUUAAAACUCGAAAUCAAAUAUUUAAAUAAAGUCAAGCCUUUUGUGUAUUUGGAAUUAACUUUAUUUCUUGCAGUGUAUAUUUAG
Xyrauchen texanus (razorback sucker) is the source of this 1343-nucleotide messenger RNA. RefSeq names its product eukaryotic translation initiation factor 1A, X-chromosomal-like. The record is from RefSeq and is a predicted model, not a curated record. Gene Ontology annotation, cellular component: cytoplasm. The transcript has 7 exons. Lineage: Eukaryota; Metazoa; Chordata; Actinopteri; Cypriniformes; Catostomidae. Bases 487 to 981 code for a protein of 164 amino acids. Gene Ontology annotation, biological process: translational initiation. Gene Ontology annotation, molecular function: translation initiation factor activity; RNA binding.